GCCUCCACAUCAUUCCUUUCACAUGACUCUGUACUUGAUUUGACAAUUUCUUUCUUUCAGUUCCUCCAGUCCUGUAAGGUUAGCAGAUAAAGCCUGCCCAUCCGAGGUCGAAGAUGUCUUGUUGCCCUCAGGUCACUCCUUGGUUUAUGGUUUAACACAGCUCCUGUACUGUGAAGUCUGAUUUGUUUUCCCUCUCUCCACUGCAUUUAGAACAGGCACCUACUGCUCUCUGUGGAACCCCUGAACACUCUUCUUGAGCAGAAAUGGGAGAAAUUUGCAGUCUAUAUGUUCGCUAUCAACUUCCUCCUGUAUCUGUCUUAUGUCAUCACUUUCACUGCUGUUUAUUACGACUGGUCUCAUGCAAACAAGACAGACAUCAUGUCCACUACAUCAAGACAACUGAGUGGACAGAUCUUUAUUUUAACAUGGGCUGUUGCCUUACUUUUCAUAGAAGUAGCAUCAAUAAUUCACUUGAGACUUUCGGACCUGCAAUCAAUAAUGACAGAUGCAUGGUUCCACAUCCUGUUCUUUUUGCAGUCUGGGCUGGCAGUCUUAUGCACGAUAUUAAACUGGGCAGGUGUGGAGUCCCACCUGGCGAUCCAGGUGUUGGCUAUGGCUCUGAGCUGGAUUAAUAUCCUGUACUAUACCCGCGGGUUCCAGAGCAUGGGAAUCUACAGUGUUAUGCUACAGAAGAUUCUGCUAACCGAUGUUGCGCGAUUCCUGUUUAUUUAUUUACUAUUCCUAAUCGGAUUUGGUACAGCACUUGCCUCCCUGAUUCAGGGGUGCCAGGACAAUGAACAGUGCAGUGCUUUCGCCAGUUUCAACACUGCAAUUCUGGAGCUAUUCAAGCUAACCAUUGGACUGGGUGACCUGGAAGUACAGAAACAAGUAAAAUACCCAGAGCUCUUCCUCUUCGUGUUGGUGUUGUAUGUUGUCCUGACCUUUGUCCUCCUGUUGAACAUGCUGAUCGCACUGAUGGGGGAGACCGUGGAGAACAUUUCCAAAGAGAGUAAAAACAUCUGGAAACUACAGAGAGCAAGAACCAUUCUGAAUCUGGAGAAGUUUUUGCCAAAGUAUCUGAAGGAGAAAUUUCAACUGGGAAAAACAUUUCACGGCAAGAGAUACAUCAGGAUCAAAGAAGUUAACUGGACAAAAUGGAACACCAGUCUAGUUCGCAUUAAUGAAGACCCAGGUAACGAUGAGGAAGAUGAUCACACAGUACAUCACUCAUUGCGACCGAGAAGAACCUCUUUCAGAAGGCCAUUACACUUGUGGGGUAGGAGAAAAUGGAAUCAUGGCUCCCCCCCAGACAGGAAGCAGCAACAGGAGGACCUUCAAUCAAAUGUGGAGAUGAUUUCUCCACAAGAUGCAUCACAAAUUUGAGGAUAAGACAUUGUAAGGAAGUAUGCAAAGUGGAGAUGCAAUGACGGAACUAGUUUAUCCCGAAAUAUUUCACCUCACUAAAUAGUGAUAACUUGACCUGUUUCUGGACAGAAGGCAUGAGCAAUAAAUGCUGCCUAGCAAGUGAUGCCCUCAUGCAGUGACUGAAUAAAGAAAACAAUUCAAACUCCAUUUCUGAAGCGAGUGCACAAGUUUCAGGUUGAACUUCCAAAGCAAUCCUGAGGAAGUAUCAAUUUCCAAUGAAAGUUCAAUACAUUAAAAAAAAAAUCAAAGGGUAUUAUUCAAGUAUCUAGCCCAUAUUCUUCUCUCAAAACACCAUCCAAAAAAAGUUUGUCAUUGUUACAAAAAAAAUAAAAAUGCAUAAUUGGCUCCUGA
Chiloscyllium plagiosum (whitespotted bambooshark) is the source of this 1776-nucleotide messenger RNA. NCBI's taxonomy places the organism in Eukaryota, Metazoa, Chordata, Chondrichthyes, Orectolobiformes, Hemiscylliidae. The record is from RefSeq and is a predicted model, not a curated record.